AUGACCUUUGCGUUUUUCUCUUCCCGGCAGGGCCCCAACCUGAUUAUUAAUCAGCCCGACGAGCUGCUGGAUGGCAUGUCCGAGUGGUGCAAGGAGCAUCACGGGAAGUCCGGCCUUACUAAGGCUGUGAAGGAGAGCAAAAUUUCGUUGCAGCAAGCAGAGUACGAGUUUCUGUCCUUCGUACGACAACAGACGCCCCCGGGCCUCUGUCCCCUCGCAGGUAACUCUGUUCACGCAGAUAAGAAAUUUCUUGACAAAUACAUGCCUCAGUUCAUGAGGCAUCUUCAUUACAGGAUCAUCGAUGUGAGCACCGUCAAAGAACUGUGCAGACGCUGGUAUCCAGAAGAAUACGAGUUUGCCCCAAAGAAGGCGGCUUCUCACAGAGCGCUCGAUGACAUCAGGGAAAGCAUCAAAGAACUGCAGUUCUACAGAGAUAGCAUCUUCAAGAGGAAAACGGAUGAGAAGAAAAGGAAACUCAUAGAGAACGGAGAAAGCGAUAAAACUGCCAGCUGAUUUCUCCUCUUGCCAUGCCAUCCCGUGGCACCUACUAGAUGUGUCUCCCGGUUCUCUUCUGUUUGCCAGUCUCUUGAGAAGCUGCACCCUUCAGUUACCUUGUUUCUUAACAGCUGUUAAAAUGCAGAUGGGAGCCCGAGUUACUGCUUCUUUUCUGUUUGAGCAAGGAACCGACACGCUCGGGUCUCAGCAGCUUCUUCGUUUGUACGUACUAGGUAGAACACGCUGUUUGAUACUCCUCUUCAUCUGGUUUUAGAUGCAGUCUUUCACUACACAAUAAAAAAACGGUUCUGUUGAGC
This is a messenger RNA of Pygoscelis adeliae (Adelie penguin), 812 nucleotides long. RefSeq names its product RNA exonuclease 2 (gene REXO2). The transcript has 5 exons. The record is from RefSeq and is a predicted model, not a curated record. Gene Ontology annotation, molecular function: 3'-5'-RNA exonuclease activity; nucleic acid binding. Gene Ontology annotation, cellular component: mitochondrion. NCBI's taxonomy places the organism in Eukaryota, Metazoa, Chordata, Aves, Sphenisciformes, Spheniscidae. Bases 1 to 513 code for a protein of 170 amino acids.